UUUAUGAAACUUGACGCACUUUUUAGAUGACCUCGCUUUCAGAUUGCGAUAUUUUACUGCAUAACGUUUCAUGAGAAGACAUUCACGUGUGUUGACACUGUUAUUGUGGUCUGUGAAGCUUGCCGUUUCGGCUAGUAAGCUAGUUAGUUUGCAGCUAUGUCAACGUGGCGCAGGCUGCAUGUGAAGGCGCGGACAGCUCGGGGAUUACUUACCUCCAGAGGGACGACACAACGGCACACAUGGCUGUAUGGACCUGUGACGUUAUGUCAGAACCUGAGCACAGGCACACCUCUCCGAAGUGAUUUCUUCAAAGACCUGGAGAACCAGCUGGCAGCCAUGAAGAAGAAGGCGAUGGACGCCCUGCCGGGGAGCAGCUGGAGUCCCCUGGAGAUAAACUCGAACCUUCCGCCCGAGAGGGCCGACAUUGUGAUCGUGGGAGGCGGUGUGGUGGGCUGGUCCAUCGCCUACUGGCUGAAGCAGAAGCAGAGGAAGGGAGCAGAGUUGAGGGUUGUUGUGGUGGAGAAGGACCUCACGUACUCCCAGGCCUCCACCGUGUUGUCUGCUGGGGGGAUCCGACAGCAGUUCUCCCUGCCUGAGAACAUCUACCUCUCCCUGGCCUCCGCACACUUCAUGAGGAACAUCAAUGAGCACCUCGGAGUGUGGAAUGAAGAUCCGGUGGACCUGCAGUUCAACCAAUCAGGAUACCUGUUCCUGGCCAGCGAGGAUGUGGCUCACAUCAUGGAGGAGAACUACAAGACCCAAAGGAGUGCUGGAGCCAUAGUUUCUCUUCUCUCUGCGACACAACUGAAGGAGAAGUUUCCAUGGAUAAACACAGAGGGUGUGGUGCUCGCCUCAUAUGGGUUGGAGAACGAGGGCUGGUUUGACCCGUGGACUCUGCUGAACGCCUUCAGAAGGAAAGCCCUCUCUAUGGGAGUCAUUCAGUGCUGUGGAGAAGUUACAGAUUUUAAACAUACAGUAAACAAGGUGACAACCACUGAGGGCGAGCAGCUCCAUGUCCGGAGAAUCACUUCUGUCAAUGUGCGGAUGCUGAACAGCCUGGAGUACCAGCUGGUUGAAUGUGCCAUUGUGGUGAAUGCGGCGGGAGCCUUUUCUGGUAAACUGGCAGAGAAGCUGGGAAUUGGCUUCGGUCCCACGGGCUCCAUCGCUGGAAUUCCACUGCCUGUUGAGCCUCGGAAAAGGUAUGUGUAUGUCCUCCACUGUCCUGAUGGUCCAGGUCUGGACACUCCCUUCCUGAUAGACCACUCUGGAGUUUACUUCAGAAGGGAGGGGUUAGGAGGAAACUACAUCGCCGGGGCAUCGCCAGCGGAGGAAGAGGAGCCAGAUACCACUAACCUGGAGGUGGACCAUCAGUUUUUUGAGGACAAGGUUUGGCCUAGUUUGGCCAAUCGAGUCCCAGCCUUCGAGAAACUGAAGGUGACCAGCGCGUGGGCAGGUUUCUACGACUACAACACCUUCGACCAGAACGGCAUCAUCGGUACUCACCCUCUCAUCCACAACAUGUACUUUGCCACCGGGUUCAGCGGCCACGGCCUGCAGCAGUCCCCCGCGGUCGGUCGUGCGGUGGCAGAACUGAUCCUGGACGGGGACUUUAAAACGCUGGACCUGAGUGCCUUCGAUUUCAGACGCAUUCUGGCCCAGGAACCCGUGCUGGAGAGGAACAUCGUGUAGAGGAGCUGGAACCAAUCACACAGCUGCCAAUGCCAAAUUAUCACAACUCUGCUCUUAUUUUUAUACAUUUGAACGUUCUACCAGCAGUAAUAACAAUGUACUCACUUAUCUA
Messenger RNA from Scatophagus argus, 1801 nucleotides. RefSeq names its product FAD-dependent oxidoreductase domain containing 1 (gene foxred1). The record is from RefSeq and is a predicted model, not a curated record. NCBI's taxonomy places the organism in Eukaryota, Metazoa, Chordata, Actinopteri, Scatophagidae. The transcript has 11 exons. Gene Ontology annotation, cellular component: cytoplasm. The coding region runs from base 157 to 1689 and encodes 510 amino acids. Gene Ontology annotation, molecular function: oxidoreductase activity.